UGUUUUCCUAAAACACAAUAAUACUGUCAACGUUGCAAUAACAUUAGUCUAGACGCGAUCGUCGACGGAAGUUUUUUAACGAUGGACAACUGUAAGAAAAACAGCACAGCAAGUAUCAGAUUCAGUAUCGGAAACUACGAUAAUUAUUGUAACAUUACCGACAUAAGAAGUGGCCACGUCAAGGAGAGUGCGGCGGAUUUCGUUGCCGGUUCCAUAGGUGGUAUCGCCUUGGUGCUUGUGGGACAACCGCUCGACACGGUCAAAACUAAGUUGCAGACGUUUCGGGGCCUGUACCGAGGUCCGGCACACUGUCUGAUGCACACGUACCGCACGACGGGUAUACGUGGCUUGUACGCCGGAACCUAUCCCGCCCUGAUAGCCAGUGUGGCUGAAAACUCGGUGUUGUUCUUGUGUUACGGACUGUGCCAGCGGAUGGUAGCCUCCGUUACCGGAGCCCGGGACAUCAAACAGUUGGACGUGCUGUCCAACGCCACGGCUGGCUGCGUUGCUUCUUUUUUUUCGUCCGUCGUACUUUGUCCUACUGAACUGAUCAAAAUUAAACUGCAGGCGGGCCGCGAGUUGGCCAAGUCCAGGGGAGAAAAGUUUAACGGCGGCGUUUUACGCGUCACAAAGGAACUUGUGAACAACAACGGUGUACUGGCUUUGUUCCGAGGACUGACAAUAACUUUGGCUCGAGAACUGCCUAGUUACUUUUGUUUUUUCGGAGCUUACGAGGCCAUCAGAGAAACGCUGAAACCUGAAGGAGGAUCGCGAGAAGACUGUGGACUAGUCGCAACGUCUGUCGCUGGCGGUGUUGGAGGUAUCCUGUUGUGGGCAGUAACAUUUCCCGUGGACGUGGUCAAGUCGCGAAUUCAACUGGAUGAUGCGAUCUCAACUCGUAGAUGGGUACCCAUGUUGAUGAAUAUCUAUCAAAACGAGGGCUUUAGUGCCCUUUACAGUGGCCUAGCGCCGACAUUGGUGCGCACUGUUCCAUCCUCGGCCAUGUUGUUUAUUGUUUAUGAGUACACGAAAAAACUAAUGAGUGAUCGAUGACUAGCAAUGAUUCUCCGGUUACACAUGUUCUAUGCCACACUAAGAAUGUCCUCGGUAAUUGAGCAUAUGUCUAGUGACGUUCGAAGUCGUGGACUAUGUUUCAUUUAUCUUUUUUGUCCAAGAUCUCAACUGAAAGUCGAGUUCACGUAUUUACAGAAAAGAUAUAUAACAUUAAUGACAAAGAGAUUUUUGGAGCGGACGUGAGAGUCAUACGUACUGUGUUAAAUAUUCAAAUAUGUAUAUCAAAAAAAAAUUAUGAUAUUCAUAUAGUUAUUUUUAUUUGUAAACAUUAAUUUUUUUUGAUUUUGGUUUUACAAUUGUAUUAUUAUAAUAGAAUUUAUUUUAGUUGUCUAUGUUUUUGACAAUUAACAUUUAUCAACAUUUUCAAGAUCUAAAUAUAAUUUUAUUAGUUCAAGCGUUUUC
This is a messenger RNA of Daktulosphaira vitifoliae (grape phylloxera), 1476 nucleotides long. RefSeq names its product mitochondrial ornithine transporter 1-like. Gene Ontology annotation, biological process: mitochondrial L-ornithine transmembrane transport. Lineage: Eukaryota; Metazoa; Arthropoda; Insecta; Hemiptera; Phylloxeridae. Gene Ontology annotation, molecular function: L-ornithine transmembrane transporter activity. The transcript is spliced from 2 exons. Bases 82 to 1053 code for a protein of 323 amino acids. The record is from RefSeq and is a predicted model, not a curated record.